This is a messenger RNA of Lachancea meyersii CBS 8951, 2244 nucleotides long. The record is from the annotation of a GenBank genome assembly. NCBI's taxonomy places the organism in Eukaryota, Fungi, Ascomycota, Saccharomycetes, Saccharomycetales, Saccharomycetaceae.
AUGAACGAGCCUAAGGAAUAUCCUCACGGGCGCCGCUUGAAAGCUUUCUUAAGAGACCAUCUAAGAAGGCCUUCUAAGCGUCGGGUUCUGACUGCAAAGCCAAGACGUCCCAUAAAAUGCUGCAAAGCCAGCCCAGUGGUUUUCACAAUGAAGUACGAGGACCCUGAAUUUUUUGGAAGCGACCGUGAGGAUCUGCAACAAUUGGAAUUUGCCAAAAACCACGGUAGCUUUGUGGGUGACUUCUCUUCCGAAAAGGACUCUUACCACAAAAAUGACACUGAAGUUAGUCUUGCCACGCAAAAGGGAUCUGCGGAUGCGCCAUCUGCGUUCAUUGCGCGCCAGAGGCCCAAAAUUGAGGGCUCGAACUAUUCUGCUCUACCGCCACAAAAUGGCCAUUUUUUAGAGCAGGCCGCUAGAUCUGAACACGAAGUUGUCAAUGCAAAGGAUUCUAUCGCCAAACCUGAAAGACUCGCUGAUGAAAUCGCUCAAGCAAACAGAAAUUUCGACGUUACUGGCCACAACAGCGCGAAUUUUUUAAGCAGAAAGCUUUCCGUCAUGGAGUCUCGCAGAGCCGGAGAUUGCAAUCUCCCAGUGAUGGAUACGGAGGGUAGCGGUGACUCAAACUGUUUAGAGCGUGAAAACGCGGAAGCGUUUGACACUACACCAAUUGAACCAAAUUAUGUCAUGGAUCCUGGAUCACCAUCUUGUCCAAAUACAGACUCUGAAGCCAAUUCCAAACACGACAGCCUGAAAAGAAUCUUCGACAAUCCAGUCGAGCUUCUUACGGAACUUAAGCGUCCAUGCAUCGACAAGGAAGGUAAGCAUUCCGAUUAUGAUGGUGACUAUGAUGAGCGUCAGGCAAAUGAAUCUUUCCGGGAGUCCUCUUCCAUUUACUCGGAUACGCCUUCAUUCAACGAGCCAGUAUGUGAUACGCCUCUUUCAAUGUCGGAGAAUAAUCCACAUAUGCUUGAGAAUCCUUACAUCGAACAUCAACAAUCUCCAGAGCUAUCGAAGAAGUGCUUACCAAACAGAGAGUCACCCAAAGCGGUGACCACCCAAGAUGCACGAGAACCUGCAAGUUACAAAAACCCGCCUCCGAUCAGAACUCCUACCUUCACACCCAUUUCUAAACUUAACCGCGGCGCUUCUGACAAUGGCAAUGGUUCGCCACUUGAAGAGAAGUUCCAUGGAAUGGUUGAAAUAUUGAAAUAUGUUGUCCAUCACCAGCCAUUGGCAAAAAGCGAGACAGGGAAUGAUAGCACUGUUGAUAAUGGUGGAAAUGGUGUAAUCGAUGACAAUAAUGCCAAGAAAGAUUCCAAGGCGUGUAACGAGGGUAGCGAACGUCGCAGCAGCAGUGGUAGGAGCAGCAGUCGCGGUGGCAAUCGCUCCAGCUCAAUAAAAAAACCCCAAACAUUCAAGCCUUCCAAAUGCGAAGAAUUCGAAACUCAACAAUUGUGUGUUCCGACAUUUCGGCAAAGUUUGCGUAAAAUAGACGCUUUGGGGCUCUUUGAAGAUGUGAGAAAAGGCACUUUGACCGAGAGAGAUUUGUUCAAUUUGUCAAAAGUAAAACCCGAUGACACAUACGAUUUUCGUGACAGUAGGUUUUAUGAUAACCAAUCUUCAAAGUCAAGUUCAUCGGAGUCUUUCAAGGCACACGAUGAAGAGAGCUUAGUUUCCAGUGUCAAGUUUGAUAAAUUCUCGCAUUUGCUAAUGUACGAUGUUCGCAAAACCAGCAAGUUCGAGCGACCUGAGACUUCCCAAUCUUCCAGAAGUGCCAAAGCAUGCACUAGAGAGACUAAAUUGCCUCGAUCUCUCUCUGACAGCACGACCAGCGAAGCCAGGAAAAAGCGAAUGGGCAACUGCAAGCCCAUUCUCAAGCGUAAAAUAAACGAGCGUGCAGAAGUAGAGUUUUUGAGAGCGGAAGACUGCGAUACGGUGGACGUCACAGAUUUCUUGACUUUCUUCAAGGGCCACGAAGCGCGCCGUCGCACUGAGGAAAACCGUCUUAGCAAGAUUCGCGAGCAGCAAUUGACAAACUACUACGCUAACGACCACAUGUACAACUCAGUUCAGAACGGAGACGUUAAAUCUGCCAUGAUUGACUUUAGAAGAAGUAAAAGGGCCACAGAGCACAACAUCGGAAGAGAAUUGCGCGAUCCUGCCACCAUAAUAAUGAGCUGUCCACGAGAAGCCGAAUGGCAACGUCUACACAAACAAAGUAAGGUCUCCCAGAGGUGUUUUUAA